GCUGUGUUCCUGUCCCGGCCGGCGGUGCACAUGGCGUAACCGCGCCGCUGCGCGCCUGCCCCGCGGGACGCGGCGUGGACAGACCUGCCGCCAGGCAAUUAGAACUCCAGAAGAUUUGAUUUCAAAGCAACACCACAAAUUUCAAAGAAAAUAAAUCUACAUGAAGAGCCACAAAGCAAGUUGAUUUGAGAAGACACAGCAUUUACAAAAAUGUCGUCAAGUUGUGUGACUUCAGUGUUUGCUUUGAUGGUUUUGUGCUUUGCAGCUGCAGGUCCUGUGCCUCAGAGGGAAUGUGUCUUAUCGCCUGUGAACAAUUCGCACCCGGUCCAUGCCUUAUUGGAAAGCUUUACAGUCUUAUCGGGCUGUGCAAGCCGGGGCACGACGAGCCUGCCCCAAGAGGUGCACGUCCUCAAUCUCAGAAACCCCAAGGAGGGUCUUGGCCAUCAUGAAAGAGAGGUCACAUUACAUUUGAAUCCAAUUUCAUCGGUGCAUAUUCACCAGAAGCCUCUGGUGUUUCUUCUCAACUCUCCUUUGCCUUUGGUCUGGAAGCUAAAAACAGAAAGAUUGGCACCUGGAAUCCGAAGAGUUUUCUUUGUGUCUUUAGGUUCCAUUGUUCAAUUUGAGAAGGGAAACUUCUCCUUGUCAGCAGAAACGGAAGAAAAGUUUUUUCCUGAGAAAAAUGAACACCUGCUACAGUGGGCCCAGAAGGAAUAUGGAGCAGUAACAUCUUUCACUGAACUGAAAAUAUCAAGAAACAUCUAUAUUAAAGUAGGAGAAGAUCAAGUUUUUCCUCCCUCGUGCAACAUAAAAAAGAAUUUUCUCUCUUUAAAUUAUCUUGCGGGAUACCUACAGCCAAAACCAGCAGAGGGGUGCCUUAUGUCUCACUUAGUCCAAGAAAGAGAAGUUCAUAUCAUUGAACUAAGCACUCCCAAUUCCAAUCCUAACAGUGCUCUCCAGGUGGAUAUAAUCGUUGACAUUAAACCAUCUCAACCAGGCGCCAGACUUGUCAGAGAUGUCGUACUUAUCCUCAAGUGUAGAAAGUCUGUCAAUUGGGUUAUCAAGUCUCAUGAUGUCCAGGGAAAGCUGGAAGUGAUUACAUCAAAUAGUAUUGGUUUUGGAAAAGAAACAGAACGAUCCAUGACUAUGAGUAAAUCAGUAAUACCUGACCUUCCCUCAUCACAUGAGAGCUUGAUCAAGUGGGCUUAUGAGCAUAAUUACAGUCCAGUUAUUUCCUACACAAAAGCACCUGUUGCUAACAGAUUUCAUCUGCAACUUGAAGAUACUGAAGAGAUGAAUGAUGAAGAAGACCAUUCCCUUCCUCCAGAGCUGACAGAGUUACUGGGUGCUAACCCACUGCCAGCUCCAAAGAACACCGAUGGCCUGACUUUUCCAUUUCACAUUAACAGAGGAAGACAUGACACAGUGGGAGAAGAAAUCUUCCCCUCCAGGCAUUCAGUAGAUACAUUAAUAAAUCAUGACUUUGGGCAUUCCCUCUCAAAACAUAAAGAACCUGAAGAAGUUCAGGGCAGUGCUGAUAUGGCCCUGUCAAUAAAGUGUGAUGACAAAGUUAUGACAGUGGCUGUAGAAAAAGAUUCUCUACAGGCUGGCGGCUACGCCCGCACGGAGCUCUCGCUGCUGGACCACUCCUGCAAAGCCAGGAUGAACGGCACCCACUUCAUCCUGGAGUCCUCACUCAACAAGUGUGGCACUCGGACAGCAUACAUCUUGAACAAGAUUGUUUAUUUUAACUCUAUUGUCAUUCAGCUGUCAGCACCAGCUGAAGGCAGCGGCUUUGAAGAUGACGACCUGGAAUCGGGUGAUAAUGGAUUUCCAGGGGAUGCUGAUGAGGGAGAGGUGGCUUUCUCAAGCUGGCCUGAAAUAGCGUUUAAUUGCACACUGCACCAGCCAGAAGAUGACAGAGGCGUUUUCUGGCCUCCUGAACCACACAUUACCAAUGUGACCUUCAACAUGGAACUGUACAAAACAGACUUGUUCCUUGCUCCUUCCCAAGGACUCUUCUCUGUUGCUGAGAAUGGGCCAGUAUAUGUAGAGGUGUCUGUGACUAAAGCUGACAGAUCCUUGGGCUUUGCUAUUCAAACGUGCUUUGUUUCCCCGUUUUCAAAUCCAGAUAGAAUGUCUGACUAUACCAUUAUAGAAAACAUUUGUCCUAAAGAUGAAUCUGUUAAAUUCUACAAUAUUGAGAAUUUUCCAAUACCACAUGCACAGAAGGACAGAAAAAGAUUUAGUUUCGUGUUCAAACCAGUGUUCAACAUCUCACUGCUUUUUCUUCACUGCGAGUUGACUUUGUGUACAAAUAAAGACAAAGAUACUCAAGGACUGCCAAAGUGCAUUCCUCCUGAUGAAGCUUGCACCUCUCUCAAUGUGGAUAUGAUCUUGGCCAUGAUGCACAACAAGAAAACCUUCACCAAGCCCCUUGUUGUAAUAAUACAGGAAGGAAAACAAGAAGAUCCUUCCCUUCCAAAGCCAAACAUGAGACAGCCACCCGUGCUGUACGGGCUGGACACGCUGACCGUGGUGGGCAUCGCCUUCGCGGCGUUCGUCAUCGGAGCCCUGCUGACCGGAGCGCUCUGGUUCAUCUACUCACGCACAGGGGAAGCAGCGGGAAGACAGCAGGUCCCCACGUCGCCGCCAGGCUCGGAGAACAGCAGCGCAGCGCACAGCAUCGGCAGCACACAGAGCACGCCCUGCUCCAGCAGCAGCGCCGCCUAACCCGGGACGCGGCUGGGGAGCAGCACAGCACUCGGGGACAGCGGACAGCAGCUUGUCGACGUUAAAAGGAUCGGUUUGGUUGCUUCUGAAAAAAUGAGAAGGGGUUUUUCUACGG
Sturnus vulgaris (Common starling) is the source of this 2845-nucleotide messenger RNA. RefSeq names its product transforming growth factor beta receptor 3 (gene TGFBR3). NCBI's taxonomy places the organism in Eukaryota, Metazoa, Chordata, Aves, Passeriformes, Sturnidae. Gene Ontology annotation, molecular function: glycosaminoglycan binding; transforming growth factor beta receptor activity; type II transforming growth factor beta receptor binding. The record is from RefSeq and is a predicted model, not a curated record. Gene Ontology annotation, biological process: epithelial to mesenchymal transition; cell migration; transforming growth factor beta receptor signaling pathway.